This is a messenger RNA of Cuscuta epithymum, 5905 nucleotides long. The record is from the annotation of a GenBank genome assembly. NCBI's taxonomy places the organism in Eukaryota, Viridiplantae, Streptophyta, Magnoliopsida, Solanales, Convolvulaceae.
AAAGAAACCAAAAAAUAGAAAAAGUGCAGCAAAGCUGCGUGACAAAAAAAGGAAGCAAAGGCUUGACAGCCAACCCAAAAAAAAUCUGAAGCAAGACAAGAGAAAAAAAGCAGCCGCACAUGGCUGCGGCCAAAUCAAAGGAAAACAACAAAAAAGGGAAGGUGCAAUCACUCCAGCCGCAAGGAGAUGGGAUUGGCAACCAACUACUUGUUUCAAUCACUCAGCGGCAAGAAUAAAAAAAAAAGAGGUCCGCAAUAGAAAGGCAACCAGCGGGGAGAGAGGCUUAGCAGCCGAAACAGAAGAAAAAGAGCCGCAGUUGCGAGUAGCGGCAAGGAAGCUUUAGCGGCAAGAACCAGAGGAAAUAAAAUUGCAGGAGUCUAAGAAAAGAAGCACAUAGCAGCAACAGUAACAAUUCUGGUUAAUCUUUUGCUAUUAUCAAUUUCAAUCCUAGUUUCAUGCUUAGUUUCGAACUUCAAUAAGCUUUUGGUUUUAAUUACAUUACUGUAUUAUUUCAUAUUCUGCAAUGCUAUUUACUUGGAUACUUGUAUUUGUUGAUGAUGUUUAGCUACUGUUUAAUUUCAUCUACGAAUUACUCUAGCUCUUUUAUUAGUUGUGUUAGUUUCUUGAUAAUUAUGUUAGGCUAAAUAUCCAUGGGGUAUGGAUUUGGAUAUAGUUAAGGCUAAUGGGUGUUCUUGAGUAUUGAAUUGAAUUUGGGAAAAUUCUCUAAUUUUUAGAACUGGUUGUUUGAGAUAAAAUUGAAUGAGUAAUUUGUGAAAUUGAUCACUUCACUUGUGAAUGUUUGGAAAAUUAAGUCUUGCUUGUCUAUGAGUGUAGAUUAAUUUAGCUCAUAUCUCACACACCCUAAACUAAGCCUAGAAAUAGGACAUGUUAGGGGAAUUAAAAUCAAGUUCUUGUCUAUGAGAAUUAAUAUAUCACUAUUCUUAAAUUGGAGAAAGUUUUCCAUAUUUGUUCAUAGUCCAAAGACACCCAAGAUCCUUACUUCCAAAUCUAGACCCCACUUUUAAUUAAUUAUUUUUUCGUUACUAGUCACAUUGAAUUUACCUUUAAGUAUUUUAUUUUUGAAACUUUACUCAUCCACAUAUUUGCUAGUUUAAUAUUUUAAUUAGUUAAUUUUCUCUCUUUAGUUAUUUUGCAUGUUCACUAGUUUUAGUUUACUCAUUAAUGUCAUUUAUUUAAAUUCUCCGCUACUACUUUUGUUGUUUAAUUUUAUUUACUUAAUCAUCAUCACAAUUAAUCGUUUGAGAAAGCUUGCAACGAUUCGUACUAACCUGUGACCGAUAUUGAAACCAACACUUCCCUCCGCCACUCCUCAGAGACACGAUACUCGGAGAAAAACCAAAAGGUUAGACUCCGUUUUACUACAACGCCGCGAAAGCGGGUUAUCAAGACUCCGAAUCUAGAUCCUUUGAUGUGCGGUAGAGGUGCUUUGCUAGAAUGCAGAGACGCAUGAAAAGAAGGGAACCCUCUAGAUAUGAACAUCAACUUCCCCGGUCAUUGAAUUAUUGAUCAGAGGGUUGCUAAAAGUCAGGCACCCCACCCUACUCUAAAAGCAUGACAGAAACUCAUUGCGAGGAAUUUUUCUAGCAUUUCUUUCUCUCAUAUUAGGCUGUCAGCGAAUAAGUGAGCUCAUAUCAUUGCUAAGACAACUUGUUCCAUGUCUGAUUCACAUUUUUGGUCUUUUGAUCCAUCGUUUUUUAUCUCUUGUAUGCUGGAUAAUGAUUUGAUUAAUGAAGUUAAUUCCCUCACUUGCAAAAAAAAAAAACAAAGACAGGAACUUCAGAAUCCAACAGAAUAUAAAUCAUCUUUAUGGGAAGGACAACAUAUUAAGGCUUGAGGUUCCAUCCUAAAAGGUUAUUUCUAUACGUAAACGGUGUGUGACAGCUUAAUACGCCCACAAGAUGGUGGCUCGUUGAAGCAAAUCAAUCUUGUAGUCUAUGUGCUCGUUGUUGAGGCUUGUCAGGAUCUAAUUACUCGCUUGAUCUUAAUUGACUCUGAUUAGAGUAGCCUGAAGCUUGAUUUGUAUUUCUGUAUACAACCUGUUUGAGACAGCUUAAUAGCGAACGGAUAUAUGAGGACACCUCAAGAUAUCGAUCAUUCGAUCUCACAAUUGUAGGUUUAUAAGGGGGUGUUUGGAACUGAUUCUGCUUCUGCUUCUUUUUUAAAAGCAGAAGCAGAAUCAGAAUCAGUUUUCAGAAGCUGGUACCCCCCAGCUUCUAAAAAAACUGAUUCUGAGAGUAAAUUAGAGCUCCAGAAGUGAUUCUGGAAUUUCACCCAAACACUCCAACUUCUGCUUCUGCUCCCUGAAGGAGCAGAAUCAGUUCUGAGAAUCAGAUCCAAACACCCCCUAAAUUUUCUAUGGGAGGGUUGACAAAUGUCAAGCACCCUAGCUCCUGAUCCAUGAGGACAUUGCACAGUAAUAGUAAAGCCCUCAUGCCCAUACCCCAAUCCUCGAAGGUACCAAACCCUCUCCCUCAUCUCGGCCCUCCGCUUCUGAGCAAUCUUCUACCUUCAAGAUUCCCGUCCCUUCGAAGUUUACCGCAGACUCUAAGAGGACCCUUAACCAAAGCGGCCUUAAUGGCUUCUUCUCAGUCAUCAGGCACACAUGCAGGGGCUGAAGAACCAACCAAGCCAUUUUCAGUUCUCUUCGUCUGCCUUGGGAACAUCUGCAGAAGCCCAGCUGCCGAGGCUGUGUUCAGGGAUUUGGUGAAGAAAAGAAGCCUUGAAUCUAGGUUCUACAUUGAUUCUGCUGGAACUAUCAAUUACCACGAGGGUUCACAAGCAGAUUCAAGAAUGAGGGCUGCAGCUAAAAGGCGUGGAAUUGAAAUAACUUCUAUCUCCAGGCCGAUUAGACCCUCUGAUUUCAAGGAUUUCAAUCUAAUCAUUGCCAUGGAUGAAAGUAAUAAGAGCGAUAUACUUGAGCAAAUUACGAGGUGGAGCAAAAGAGAGGGGUUAUCUGUAGACGUACAUGAGAAGGUUCAAUUAAUGUGUUCCUACUGUGAAAAGCAUGAUGAGACUGAGGUUCCUGACCCGUACUAUGGUGGACCUCAAGGCUUUGAGAAGGUCAAACCGGGAACAUUCCAACGGGACGGAGGGAGUAUGAUUUAUGUGCUAAUGUGCCCCCAAGUCAUGCGUGUUGGUUCCACUAUUGGUCGCUUAUGUCAUCUAUUUAAGUGUUUAGUACACAAGGCUUUCACUUGGGCUGCCCCGAUUUGGGUAGAUGGGCCAAGACGGCCUAGGGGCACAUCCGCAGGGAGUUGGGAGUAAGGGCUGUUGGGUGGGCUUAUGACUGGGAUGGGCUGCAGGGGCUCAAGUUUUUCACACACACGCACAUAACUGCAAGGGCACGGACCUACGGCCCUAGGGUAAUGGUUCAUGUGAUGAACCAUUACCCGCAUUUUCAGAUUUUGUGUCUACAUCAGAUCUUGACCUCCCGAUAGCACUACGUAAAGGUACGUGGUAUUGUACUCAUCCUAUUUCUUCUUUCUUGUCAAAUAGUUAGUUAUCAUUUGUCUCAUGUUCUUUUAUUGCUUCCAUUGAUUUUAUUUAUGUUACCAAAUCUGUUAAAGAAGUUUUGUCUCAUCUUGAAUGAUGCCAUGGUAGAGGAAGUGAUUGCUUUGGAUAUUAAUGGUACUUGAGAUUUGGUAAAUUGCCUACAAGGAAUAAGUUUAUUGAAUGUAAGUGGUCUUUACUGUAAAGGUUAUUCCAGACGGGUAUAUUGCUUGGUUGAAAUCCCAAUUAGUUGUGAAGGGUUUUGCUUAAACUUAUGGUGUUGAUUAUUCUCACACUUUCUCUUGUUGCUAAAUUAACAUCUAUCAGGUUACUUAUUUCACUCGUUGCAACUCAUGGUUGACACUUACAUUAGCUGGACAUUUAAAAUGCAUUUCUGCAUGGUGACCUUCUUGAUAUUCAUAUCGAGCAACUUCCAGGUUUUGUUUCUUAGGGGGGUAUGGGAAAAUGUGUCGACAUUGCAAGUUUCGUUAUGGUCUGAAAUAAAGGCCGCGUGCAUGUUUAGAAAAUUCAAUCAAUCAAUUGAACGAUUUGGAAUGAUAAAAGGUCAAUUAGAUCACUCUGUCUUUUACGGACGAACGAAAGCAGGUAUCACAUUGCUUGUGGUGCUUGUCGAUGAUAUUGUGGUUACAGGGAGUGAUAGUGCAUGUAUUUUGGCCCUUAAGAUUUUUCUUCGUAGUCAAUUCAAGACGAAAGAUCUAGUCUUAUUGAAAUACUUCUUGAGUAUUGAGGUAACACGGAGUAAGAAAGACAUGUCUAUCUCCACGAAAAUAUGUACUUGAUUUGCUAGUUGAAACGGGAAAAAUUGGGAUAAAAGCCAAGCAAUACACUCACGGUUCCCAAUGGGCAACUCACUCAAGACGACAUGCCGUUCAAAGACCCAUAAAGAUAUAGAAGAGGGUUGAAAAUCUUAAUUAUCUCGCAAUCACUCAUUCGGCUAUUACAAAUUGGACAUGAUAAAUAUAUCUAUGCUCCAAGUUGAGGGGGUAUGAAAUAUAUUAAAAUAAAUGUAGGAACAUGUUUUGGAAUAUUUUACUUUAGGAUGCUAUUGUUAUGAUAUAUACUCUUAUAGUCUUAUAGGAAUAUUCCAUCUUUGUAAUGUAUAUUUAUGUGAACUUGAAUCCUUCAGACAGAGAAAUUUCAUUUCUUCCUCUCCAAUAUUAUUUUGAGUUUAUAAAGUAAGUGGGAAGAAUUUUAUGAGACAAAUGGAGUACCAUUUAUGAAUGAUAUAUAGGGAGAGUAAGAACAUCUCCAAUUAUUCAUUUUGAGGACUUGCUUGUAAUUUUAUAGCUAAUAGCUUACCAUUGGAGCAUUGUUUUUACUUUUGCUUGAGAAAGCUAAUUAGUCAAAAUGAGAUACAAGUUGAACAAGGAGAAUUAUUAAAUAUAACAUUAUGAAAAUUAAAUGAAGGUAGAAGUUAUAGCCAACCAUUGAACUGCAUUUUAAUUUUGGCGCAAAUGCUUAUGUGUCAAGUCAAGUCAUCAGUGCAAUUAACUAAUCACUAGAGAUGCUAUAAUACAAAUGACUUAUGUUCGAAAAUUAUUAUUAUUAUUAUUACUAUUUUCAUUUUGUCGGGUUGGAUCUUAUAUUAAGGGACCUCAUAAUAAGAUAUAUUGAAUGCUGAAGCUCGGGUGCAAUGUGGGGCAAAAAAAAGGAUAGAAUACUCUACUUCAGCCAAAAUAUUUUGUUCCCUUCCCUUUUCUAGCAUUGGUGAAGGCAUGAUCCUUAUGUCGUGCUAUUACAUUCUGCUUACUACUUUUGCUUGCAGGUACUAGAUAUACUUGAAGAUGCUUGUAGCUCUCUUUUGGAGAAUAUCUUGGCUGGGAAGUCUCAAAAAGGAGAUCAUUAAUUCUUCAUGUCAGCAUUAUAAAUAAAUUCUUCAGAGGACCAUACUUGUUUAAAGAACUCAAGAAUGGUCCUCCGUUUUGAGAUUUAUGAGUGCGGGGUCUACCCUGAAUUUGGAAACAAUAGAUACAUUCUGAUUUUGCUGAACCUGUGAAUAAACUGGUGUCUACGAGUUGCUCCAAAAUCGUGUUUACGAAGUCUACUUUGUUAGCACUUGUUAUGUCUCCAAAAGAAUCCAAUCCCUUCCUCUACCUAGAAAUUCUUCAAAAGAAAAGUUCAGAAUGGAGAUUCUUGGUCAUUCAUGGCAAUCUGUCAACCAAAUUAUGGAGUUUGAGAUGUGAUUUUGGAGUCUCUUGAACUGUCAAACACUAGUUUUUCGUGGGAAGCUUAGUUAAUCAAACCAGAAAUGGCACCCCAUUUAGAGGUUUAGGAAAGGUUGAUAAGAAUGACAUGUGCUCAUAGAGCUAUAUUUGAAUUUGCAUCACAAUUUGUUCAAACAAGGAUGAAAAUAAUGAAAAGUGUUUCCUGCUCA